AUGCCUGGGUUCGACUUCUCCAAUUACAACCGAAAUGCAGCGCUUCAUGCAAAGGGAGUCCCCCUGCCAAAGGCUACAAGCACUGGAACAACGAUUGUUGGAUGCAUUUUUGACGGAGGCGUCGUGAUUGCCGCAGAUACAAGAGCAACGAGUGGCCCUAUUGUUGCUGAUAAGAACUGCGAAAAACUUCAUUACAUUACUCCGUCGAUAUGGUGUGCAGGAGCUGGUACCGCAGCAGACACAGAAUUUACCACUGCGCUGAUCAGCUCCAACCUUGAACUCCAUGCCCUUUCCACCGGCCGAAAGCCACGCGUUGUAACCUGUAUGACAAUGCUGAAACAACACCUAUUCCGCUACCAAGGCUACAUCGGCGCGUAUCUUGUUAUUGCCGGUGUCGACCCUACCGGGGUCGGUCUUUACACAGUUCACGCCCACGGCUCCACCGACAAACUUCCCUAUGUGACAAUGGGAUCGGGCUCACUUGCUGCAAUGUCCGUGUUCGAAACUAUGUGGAGACCCGAAUUGACAAAGGAAGACGCCAUCGCUCUCGCUUCAGAGGCUAUAAAGGCGGGUAUCUUCAACGAUCUUGGUUCCGGAAGCAACGUGGAUGUUUGCGUGAUCGAGCAAGAUAAACCCACUCGGCUGCUUCGUAAUUAUAUCACACCCAACGAGCGGGGUGAGAAGGAGAGAAAUUAUCGAUUUGCAAAGGGUACAACAGCAUGGUUGGAUCAAAAGAUUAUUACAAAGGAGGAUAUAGGUCGAUAUGUGACCGUGCAGGAACUCGGCGAUGACAGGACUGGGGUGGUUGUGGAGAAGAUGGAUGUUGAUUCUUGA
Molecule: messenger RNA, 834 nt
Organism: Uncinocarpus reesii 1704
Lineage: Eukaryota; Fungi; Ascomycota; Eurotiomycetes; Onygenales; Onygenaceae
Product: proteasome component PUP1
Exons: 3
Coding region: 1-834 (277 amino acids)
Cellular component (GO): proteasome core complex
Molecular function (GO): threonine-type endopeptidase activity
Source: RefSeq, a predicted model, not a curated record